AUGGAGACUGAAGCUGGCAAAUGGAGGAAAUUCAGUGUAUAUCGUUUCAAGUACUCUGCCCUCUUCCUCCUCCUGGUCGUGUCCACCGUGUUCUUCCUGCAACGUAACAUCAACGUGCUGAAGUUUCAGAAUAAAAUCACCCCCACCACUCCUGUCCCAAACCGCCAACACAUCAACUGCAGCCACCAGCAGCUGUCGCCUGAGGAACGCCGCCUGCUGGACUCCAUCGCUUGGCCUGAAACCCCUCGCCUCCCUGUGCCCAUAUCCCUGAGCACGGCCUCUGACCCCGCCCACAGCACCUUCACAAUCCUGCCGGUGAGGGCAGGAGGUCAGUGGCAUGUAGGCGAUGAGCUGGAGGCUCUGAUCCAAAUUUGUGAUUUCCAGGGUCGACCAAAACAAUUCGGGGGAGAUUUCCUGGUUGCUCGCCUGCAUGACCCGGAGCUCGGUGCAGGCGUGGCCGGGCGAGUGGUGGACCACCUGAACGGCUCCUACACCGCUGUGUUUCCAUUACUCUGGGAGGGACAAGCACAAGUUGAGGUGACACUGGUUCACUCCAGUGAGGCCAUCACGGUUCUGCGUAGGCUGACCACGGAACAGCCGGGCCGUGUUUACUUCAAGAGCCUCUUCCAGUCCGGCUCUGUCUCUGAAACUAUGGUUUGUAACGUUUGCCUGCCUCCAACCCAGCCUCUGUGCAACUACACCGACCUCCACACGGGGGAGCCGUGGUUCUGCUACAAGCCAAAGAAUCUGAGAUGCGAUACCAGGAUCAACCACUAUAAAGGAGGCUUCAUGCAAAAUCUCAUGACCAAGGAGGAUACACUCUUUCAAAGUGGGGUCAACAUGAAAGUCUUCAUUAGUGCAUCAGGAUCGGACAACGUCACUGUGCUGCCAAAGGAGCAAGGACAACCAGAGGUGAAGAGCAGCACCGUGAAGCCUGAACCUGUUGGAUAUUACUACCAGGGUGCAUGGCGAGCACUAGGGGGCACCACAGUUCAUCAGUUCAACAACCCCUCUGCCAUCAGCCAGUGUCUGACAGACAAGGUGGUGCACCUGCACGGCGACUCCACCAUCAGACAGUGGUUUGAAUACCUCAACAGUGUGCUGCCAGACCUCAAGGAGUUUAACCUGCACAGCCGGAGACAAAACGGACCGUUCAUGUCUGUGGACAUGGCACGAAACAUCUUGGUGAAGUUUAGCUGCCACGCCCCUCCACUCCGUUUCAGCAGCAUCCCAACCAAUGAGCUGCACUACAUCGCCAACGAGCUGGACAGGCUGGUCGGAGGCUCCAACACUGUUGUGGUUAUUGGCAUCUGGUCUCACUUCAGCACUUUUCCCAUUGUGCUGUACAUGCGGCGACUGCAGAGCAUCCGCAGGGCGGUGCUGCGGCUGCUGAACAGAGCUCCCGGCACGCUGGUGGUCAUCAGGACCGCAAACCUCAAGGCCUUGACGCUUUCCGAGACGCUGACCAACAGCGACUGGUACUCACUACAGCGGGACAAGGUGCUCCGGGCCACGUUCAAAGGGCUGAACGUUCGCCUGGUGGACGCCUGGGAGAUGUCGCUGGCCCACCACCUGCCCCAUAGUCUUCACCCACAGACCCCCAUUAUCAAGAACAUGAUAGACAUUGUCUUGUCCUACACAUGCCCGCAAAAAAAUGGCUAA
Molecule: messenger RNA, 1662 nt
Organism: Myripristis murdjan (pinecone soldierfish)
Lineage: Eukaryota; Metazoa; Chordata; Actinopteri; Holocentriformes; Holocentridae
Product: NXPE family member 3-like
Exons: 6
Coding region: 1-1662 (553 amino acids)
Source: RefSeq, a predicted model, not a curated record